This is a messenger RNA of Acaulospora colombiana, 306 nucleotides long. NCBI's taxonomy places the organism in Eukaryota, Fungi, Glomeromycota, Glomeromycetes, Diversisporales, Acaulosporaceae. The record is from the annotation of a GenBank genome assembly.
AUGGCUUCUGAAGCUGGUAGAGGUGGAAAUUAUCUUUCCAUAGAUGGCGGCUUCAACCCACUCUCAGCUCUUUACAUCAUCGAUGAGAUGCUCCAGCGACUAAAGUUUGAUCUCGAGUUAGAAGAGGACGUCCGGGCCUGUGAUUGGUUCGACUUGAUCGUUGGUAGUGGCCAUGGCGGCCUUAUUGCCCUUCUUCUCGGUCGACUGCAAAUGACGACACCCCAAGCCAUAAAGGCGUACAAUUCCCUGGCUGCGGUGAUACCGACCGAACCGACUGAAGGAAAGGAGCAGAGAGAGGCAAAUAGA